This is a messenger RNA of Ectocarpus siliculosus, 4206 nucleotides long. NCBI's taxonomy places the organism in Eukaryota, Phaeophyceae, Ectocarpales, Ectocarpaceae. The record is from the annotation of a GenBank genome assembly.
AUGACGGACAGGCAGAGAGCGGCCUGGGAGACCGAGAGGGCUCUGGUGUGGCUGCAGCUGGGUAGGGUCGGGGAGGCCGUUGUCGGGCUCAAGAGCGCGCUUGGCUGGGACGCGGGGGACCUCCGGGUGCUGCAGCCGUUGGGCGCGGCUCUUGUGGCUCAGGGGUCCGUGGCGGAAGGCUUUCGCUACCUGCGGGAGGCUGCCGAGCUGCAAAAGAGCAGGAUCGCCACCGUAUUCGAACAGAUCGUCCGGAACCAGGGGUUGGAUCCUUCAGUCUUGGAGACGAAGAAUCGAAAGGAGGUGCUGGUGACCCAGCGGAACUGGAUGGCGAUGUUCCUGGGAUGGGCUCUGCAAGGGAAGUGGAAGAAGCUCGGCGGUUCGGUGCACGUGCUCCGAAGGGUGGACAACUUCUUGAGGAGGCAUUUUUCGGCAGACUCCGAGAUUUCCUUCAUGCUUGGUCGAGAGCUCUCUAAGCGCGGGUUCCAGAAGGAGUCUUGGCACUACCUCACCAGCGCGGCGGCACCGUGGAACAGACAGAUUUACCGGAUCCGAUCAGCCCUGUCAAUCCCGACCGUGGCAAGCAGCGAGCAGGACCUCGCGCUAGCCAUGGCAGCCCUGGAGGGUUGGUUAAGGCGCCAGGAGCCCCCUGUCGAAGACCCGCCGGAAACCGCUCGGCGUCACGGCCACCGCACCACCACCACCAGCAGCAGCAGUAACGGUGGUGGUGACUUCGAGACGCCCUUGUCGACCUGCUCGUUCGGGGCGUUAAACUAUCCCGACGUCGCGUUCGACAGCCUCCCGCUGCUGGCGUUCGCGGACCACCGGUACCCGCGUCGAAAUCGCGGCGGUUUCGAAGCCGUCGACGCCGAUUAUCGCCGCUCUCCUGCGGGCGGGGGCGGCGACAAGGACGAGGGUGUGCCGCCGCGGGGGGUCAGUGGCGAAGUCGACGGAGACGCCUGGAGAAAGCCGGGGUUGGCGGGCCGAUCGGCAUGGAAGGGGUUAGACGAGAACGGAGAGGACGACGCUGAUAGGAUGUCCCUCUACGGGCCGAUCGGACGGCUGUUUGGGAGGCUCUGUCCCGACCUCGGGGCCUUCGUGGCUCCCUGGUUGGACCGAUACGGCGGGGCCUCCAGCCUGGCUCCGGAGGCGGACGGGGGGCUCCGCGGAGAGGCGGACGGGAGGGUCAGGGUAGCUUUCGUGUCGUCGCGGUUCGGGAACCACGCCACGACCAAGGCACUAGCCGCGCUCAUGCGUUUGCUUCCCCGGCAGCAUUUUGAGGUGAUUCUGGGGUCAUGGCCGACGCCUUCCGACGACUGGACCGAGGAGCACGUGCUCGGGAGCACCGAGAGCCGUUCCGCCAACCUCGUGUUCAACCGCACCGCCUCCCUCCAGAAGCUGGCACAUAGGCGGCCGGAUGUGGUGGUCUUUGCCGACGCGCCUUUCGACGCAAAGACCUACUUCUUGGCGUUCGGGAGGGUGGCACCCGUCCAGAUCGCCCUUUGGGGCCACGCUCCGACGCUCGGCAUCGGCUCGAUCGACUACUACGUUGUCCCCGAACCCCUUGUCGCGGACGCCUGGCUGGGAGACGACGAACUCCAGAAGGCGAGAGACUCGACAUGCGAGGGGGAAGCAAUCGACGACGAAGAGGAGGACGAUUUCCUCUUCUGGGAACGUCCGGCCGGGCCUGAUGGCAGUGGAAGCGACGGCGGCAUGAAGCACCGGGGGGUGCGCCACGGGAGUGACGCUACCGCCAGUGACGGAGGGGGUGGAGGGGGUGUUAGCGGUAGGCACAGGAAUGACGCCUGGCAAGGUCGGAGAGACCCGCCGAGGAGCUUCGUGUUUCCGGAACCCCCGACAAGAGAUUACGCGGGGCCCCCGCUCGAUCCGUUUGAUGAUGACGGUAACGGCGAGGAACCACGGAACGCGUUCCGGUGCCGAAACGGAUUACCGCCGAGAGCGGGGGGGUCGGGGCCGGCGACGGGGGCGGUGGACCCUGAGAAGAAAGUCGGACAAACGUCUGGGGCGGCGGCGGCGGCGGCGGCGGCGGCGGCGACGGGGCCGGGGCCGGGCGUAGAAGCAGGGGGAGGUAGAGCGGGGAGUGCAGGCCGUAGCGGGAUGCGGCUGAAGGUGGGCAUGGCCGCGGCUGCGGAAAUGGAAGGGGCAGAGGAGGACUAUGACGACUAUGACGACGAUGACGACGACAUGAACCUGUACGGCAUAUUUACCGAUGACGGCGACCUCGUGGAGUACGAGAGCCUGGUGGCGACGCUGAAAGAGAGGGGCAAGGGGCGGGAGGAGCUGGAGCGAAUCGUGAGCGCGCUCCUGGACGAACAGGCGCUCCUGGACGAGCAGGAGGAAGAGGGGGGAGACGCGAAUGGGGACGAGGGGGGGUGGUGGCCGGAAGAAGGCCGAGAACGAGGCGACGACAGUGUUGCUACGAAGAAUCAGCACGGACAACAUUAUCCGUACGGCGGCGACGUCGAGAGGAGUGCCCGGAUCCACCAGCAUGCGCGGAGCAGAGCCGCACGAGACGAUGCCCAGAACGGUGCAGCGAAGAGCCCCGCCAGGUCGCGACAGGAGGAGAUCCUGAGGAGGCACGUGAUAGGCCCCGGGCGCUUGAUCAUCGGCGGAGAGGAAGUCGAUGUCGGGUACUCGAACGGCGGCGGCGGCGACGGCGACAACAUUUUCGGCGGAAGAGGCACAUACGCCGAUGAUUUCGACGAAGAUGAUGACGACCAAGGGGUGUACGAGGACGGCCUGUUCGUGGACGAAUACGGCCGCGUCUUCGACGGCGAGGUGUUUGUGGACGACUUCGGCGAAGGUUUCGAUGGCGAGCUGUACGUGGACGACUUCGGUGAUGCCUUCGACGGGGUCUAUGAGGGUGUUCUCUACGAUGAUGACGACGUCGAGGGGGACGGGGGAGGCGUCUAUUUCUUCAGGAACGGUGACAAGCCGCUGGGCGAUGAUGGAGGCUUCGCGGAUGACGAUUAUUUCCAAGAGCACUACUACGACGGUGGUGACAGGGGCUGCGAUAGGAGCAGCGGCGAUUGGCCACGCCCGUGGGCCGGUGUCGACUACGCCGAGACGGUGGAAGAGCAAGUGGUUUUCUUGGAGAGCUUGGGCGCGUUUGUGCAGCCUCCCGGGUGGGGGGGGCGGCUCGGCAGUGGACGGCUGGCGAGGCUUGCGGACGCUUCGGAGAUGAGACGAAGGCACCUGUUGCCGGAGAUGUCGUACUUGGCGGUGCUGCCCAUCCCGGUAUACCACUUCCACCCGGAGUUCGAUGUAGCCGUGGGCAUGCUUCUCGAAAGGCACCCUUCGAUCCACGUGGUGGUGGUGGUUGAGGAAACCACCGCGGAGGCGUUGAGGACGGAGGGGGAGUUCUACCAGCACGACCACCUGCAGUACGCCUCGCCCCCCCUGUGGACGGAGAAGCUGCGCUCUCGUCUUGCUGCUCGCGUGGGCGAGAACAUCUGGCGGGUGCACCUCCUCCCUCCGGUGGACUCGUGGGACUACUUCGCCAUCCUCGGGGUGGCGGACGUGGUUCUGGACCCGUUUCCCGUUGGCAACCUUCACGCCGCCGUGGACGCCUUCGCCCUUGGAACUCCGGUGGUAACCCUGCCCUCUCGGCAGAGAGCGGGGGCUAGGUACGUGCAGGCGCUGGCGAGCGAUCUCGGGCUGCCGGCUAGCUGUUGCGCGGCGGCGACGCUGAGCCACUACGUCGAUCUCGCGGCAAGGCUCUGCUUAGACGAGGAAUGGGCCGACGAGGUAUCGGACAUCCUCUACGCCGUCAGGGACUGGGUUUACCUCACCCCGGAGGCGCCACGGGAAAAACCGCACGACCGGAGGCCUCCACAACCCCAAGCGGAUCGAUUCUCCGUGGACGACCACAGCCAAAGCGCACGAGAAGGAUGCGGCGGUGCAGACGGCGCUGACCCUCCUCGCGCUGUCCGGAGGGGCGGGCGGUACUCGGCCUGGGCUCGAGGGCGACGGCACGUCCAAGAGUGGGCCGGAUUCUUGUGGAGAGUGAGCAGGCCGGGCGUUCCGGCAGAGUUUCCCGUGGACUUGCGGCAGGAGGGUGGGGCUACGCGUAGUCAAUACUGUUCCGCAGGGAGGCGGCCAAACGCGUGCGGUUCCUGUGCGGCGAGGCGGAAGGCGGAGAAACGCGCUGCGGCGGCGGCGGGGGCGGCGGGGGCGGCGGCGGGAUGA